Messenger RNA from Dermacentor silvarum, 3928 nucleotides. RefSeq names its product ATP-binding cassette sub-family C member 2. Gene Ontology annotation, cellular component: membrane. Gene Ontology annotation, molecular function: ABC-type transporter activity; ATP binding; ATP hydrolysis activity. Gene Ontology annotation, biological process: transmembrane transport. NCBI's taxonomy places the organism in Eukaryota, Metazoa, Arthropoda, Arachnida, Ixodida, Ixodidae. The record is from RefSeq and is a predicted model, not a curated record.
AUCAAGGCUUUCUGGACGAGGAUAGCGUGUCGCCUUUCGCCAGGAUAGCCUGUCUGUGCCUCUUACCGACCUUCAAAGAGGCGGGGAAGAAAAAGAAAUCGAAGUUGCCAAUUCCACACCUGCGAAGAGGUGUGCGCUGCAAGCGUUUGGUCCAUGCUCUGACGUCACACCUGCCCAGAGGGCGUACACCUCGAUCGCCGAAGAUGGCAUUCCUGGGACGUGUGUUCAGCGUGCUUUGGAUCGACGCACUGCGCAUAAUGCUCGGCACCGCAGCCUACUACUUCUGCAUAUUCGCAAGGAUUCCAGCUCUCGAACUGCUGAUCGACAGCACAGGGAAAACAGACCUGAUGAUCUCGUCCCUGCUCUUCAUAGCAACAUGCGUCGCCGAGUGUCUCCUGUCUUCGUACAACAUGGAUUUGAUUGUCUUCAGCGGAAGCCGCAUCAGGUCGCUCCUACAGGGAGUAAUCUUCAGAAAGGCGACGCUGCUGCCACCCGCGGCUGCCCAACCCACUGGCUACGUGGCUUCGAUACUGGCCGUGGACUGCGUGCAGCUCUACCAGUGCGUCUACGCCCUGCCGCUGCCUUUUUUCGGUGUCUUGACGCUGCCGCUGCUCUUCUGGAUGUUGUCGGAGAGGGCGGGCGUUGUGCCCGCGAUGUGCUGCGCAGCCUGGGCGUUCGUGACGCUCCUGGCACCCUUGGCCUUACUGUACGCACAAAAUCGCUUCUGGGACGUGCAAAUUCAUGCUCGCGACGAGAGGCUGAAGUCAAUGACGGAUCUCCUGUCCAACAUCCGGGUCGUGAAAAUGUAUGCCUGGGAAGACGUAAUGCAAGAGAACGUGCUUCGAUCGAGGAAAGUGGAGCUAAGAAGCCUGCUUGCGAUCAACAUGCUCAACGCUGUCCUCGAUGCCCUGUGUAGCUCCUGUAGUGUCGUGACCACGAUUAUCCUCUUCUCAACUAUGUCAAUCUUCGAGCCUGAACGUGCACUCAAUCCUCAGCUGUCUUUCUCGUGCAUUUCUUUGUUGUACAUCACCGACCUGACGGCCAGUAACCUUCCCAUUGCCUUUAGGAACAUCAGCAAGGCCGCGGUUGCACUGAGGCGAAUCUCUGGAUUUUGCACCACAGAAGAAUAUGGCGAGGAAAAGGUAUCGCAAGUGAACGACUGCUUCAGUCAGAAAGGAGCCGUGAGCCUGGAAAAGUGCACGCUGGCAUGGAGCCGCUCGACGCAAAAAUCCGCGGAGCCGCAGCUGAGAAACGUGACGCUCAGCGUCGAACCCGGAUCGCUCGUGGGAAUCGUUGGCUUCGUCGGCAGCGGCAAGUCAUCGCUACUCUCGGCCAUCCUCGGAGACAUGCAGUGCCUGGAAGGCAGUGUUGCACACACGGGCCGCAUAGCGUACGUGCCACAGUUGCCCAACGUGCACAACAUGACCAUACGGGACAACAUUCUCUACGGCCGGCCCAUGCAUCCGAGCAACUACGAACGCGUACUUCGCCGCUGCCAGCUAAUGAACGACCUCAACAAGAUUCCAGCGGGGGACGCAGCAGAAGUGGGCGAGAAGGGAACCAAUCUGAGCGGUGGCCAGAAACAGCGAAUAUCACUGGCUCGCGCGGCGUACAGCAACAGCGACGUGUACCUCCUCGACGACCCCCUCAGCGCACUGGACCCCGUGGUGGCCAACAGCAUUUUCCGCGAUGUCCUGGGUCCAUCCUCCCUUCUCAGGAACAAGACCCGCAUUAUGGUUUGCAACCAAGGAAAGUACUUGGGUCACAUGGAUAAAAUUGUAUUCGUCCACGAGAAGAAAGCAACGGUGUACGCAUCUGUUGACGACCUGCUGAAAGACCCAGCGUCGCCGCAGAAUUUCCGCACGGCUUUAAAGCAAAGGCUGAUGUCAUCCACUGCCGCGGAAAACACUGCGCUUGAUCAGGAUGAAGAAAACGACGCUGCUGGACGAAUAACGGAAGAAGAACUGGCUGAAUCAACCAAGACCGGCUUGCAGCUUCUCCUGGCUCUCGUACGUUGCUCGCAAUGGCCCGCCGUGGCGGGUGUGGCCGUGCUAGCCGCGGCAGCCGUGGCAAAUGGGAUGCAGCAACUUUGGAUGAAGUCGUGGACGGACGCCUCCGCCGCUGACCCCGACGGCGCAGCAGCGGCACGGUGGUACUGGGUCGGAGGACUCGUCGGCAUCUGCGUCGCCAACGUGCUGUGCCGCCUGCUGGGAGGCGUGCUGUUGGCGGCCGCGGCGCGUUUCAUGUCCGGCUCGCUGCACCGCGCCAUGCUGGAAGGUGUGCUUCACAGUCCGGUGUCUUUCUUCGACGCGUCGCCCAGGGGCCGGGUGCUGAACCGGUUCGCCGGGGACAUGGACAUCGUGGACGCCGAUGCGUUUAUUUAUACCAAGCAGUGCAUUCAGGGGUCGCUGAUCACAGUCGCCAGCGUCGCGGUGGUUGCCACGCAGGCGCCCCUGGUGGUAGUGGUCACUGCAGUUGUGGCCGUCCUCAUUGCAAAGGGCAUUGUGAGCAACUUUUUGUUUUAUCUGCGCACCGCGGUUUCACAAAAUGUGGAAAUCCUCGUCAGGGGCUGUUUAAAAGUAGCAGUGUGUUGCCGUCUGCUCUUGCCUUUCCGAUCCUGGCAGAGCAUGGCCCUGACAGCGUCGCAGAGUUCACGCUUCUACGAGAGCGUGUCCAAUUCGAAGCUGCUGCAGCACAUGACCGAGACCCUGGAGGCGCUGAGCAGCGUGCGAGCGUACGGCGUCCUGGACCGGUUCCGGCGGCACUUCUUCCGUCUCGAUGACAUGUGCCUGCGCGGUUAUUCGUCCUACUGCGCCUGCUACCGUUUCACGCGUUCCCUGAUGGCCGCGGGCGGGUUCGUGGUCGUGCUCGCAGCUAUGCUCUUCAACACCGUGGGCACGGCGACGCCCGACCCGAGCAGCUUGGGACUCGCCCUCAGCUCAGCCACGUCGAUUCCGCUGGCACUGGUGACCCUUUGCCUGAUGCUGUUCGGCACGCUCCAGAUAAUGGUGUCCUUCGAACGUUGCCUGGAGUACACGGAGCUGCCGCCUGAGACUGAUGUCGGCAGGACCCCUGGAGGAGAAAAGCCAGCGUUGGGCUGCCUGGCCUUGUCGGAGAAUUGGCCGUCGGAAGGUAGAGUCGCGUUUCAGGACUACUCCGCUUCGUACCGACCUGGAGUCGCACCGAACGUUCUCAACAGCGUCACUUUCACUGUCCAGCCUAUGCAGAAGGUGGGCGUCGUAGGACGGACGGGGGCCGGGAAGUCUUCUCUCGUACUGGCCAUUUUGCGCAUCCUGAGAGCUUCGCAAGGACGCAUCCUCAUCGACGGCGUCGACAUUGCGGAAGUUCCACUGAAAAGACUGCGCCGCGCCGUCACCGUCAUUCCGCAGGACCCCAGCCUAGUCCGAGGCACGUUGCGCAUUAACUUGGACCCGACAGGCUCACACUCCGACGACCAGCUGUGGCAGGCGCUGCCGCAAGUCCACCUGGAACUCUUCGUUAAAGGUCACCCAGCCGGACUGGACAUGGAGACCGCUGACGGGGGCACAAACCUCAGCGUCGGUCAGCGGCAGCUGGUGUGUCUCGCCCGCGCCCUGCUGCGUGGCUCCAAGGUGCUGCUGCUGGACGAGGCCACCUCGCAGAUGGACGGCGACACGGACCGCCUCAUCCAGGCGACGCUCAGGGAGUCCUUCGGGAACAGCACGCUGAUCGCCAUAGCACACCGAAUAAACACCGUGCUCGACUACGACAGAAUACUCGUCAUGGAUGACGGAAGAUUGAGGGAGUACGACACGCCCGCCUCUCUGCUCUCCGAUCAUAGUAGCUGCUUCUACAGGAUGGCCACGGACGCUGGCGUCGCGACCGAUCGAAGAGAUCACCUGCUCGCCAUCACAUCGUUGUGACAAGACCUUUCUAAAUAAACAUUAGA